Molecule: messenger RNA, 1200 nt
Organism: Salvia splendens (bonfire salvia)
Lineage: Eukaryota; Viridiplantae; Streptophyta; Magnoliopsida; Lamiales; Lamiaceae
Exons: 2
Coding region: 1-1200 (399 amino acids)
Source: RefSeq, a predicted model, not a curated record
AUGAGUAAACAUGAGAAGUGGAGUGUUCAUGAUGCAACACAGAUAUUUCCUGACCAUGAAAAUUUUGCUAAUGAACAGGAUGGUAGCAACUCAAAGAGGACAAAGACUUCUGAAUCCGGCGAGUAUACUAUCCCUUCAAAUCCGGAAACUCCCACAUCUAGACAUUCAACUAGUUCCCGACCUAUAGGCGGAGACAAGGCAAAAAGAAAAGGAAAAGGCAAGGUAACACAAUCUGAUUCUAUUAAUGCACAAUGCGUUGCAGAUCUUCAUGCACUUAGGCUAGCUAAAGAUAAUGAAAACGAAAUAGCAAGGGCUCGACUGCAGCUAGAACGUGAAAAGCUGGAUAAGCCCUCUAUGAAGAUGUACCAAAAAUUGUUGCUUAAGUUGUUGGAGAAAGAGCACUUGUCCCCAGAAGAUCAAGACAUGAAAGGGGUCCAAGCUUCUAGAGUCAGAAAAAGGUAUUGGGAAAUGCAACGCGAGAUUGGUGCUGAGCGUUUGAUCAAUGACUAUUUUGGUCCCAACCCGACGUACGGACCAGAGAUGUUUAGACGCGGAUUUCGCAUGCACAAAUCCGUAUUCCUUCGGAUAGUAGAAGCUGUAACUGCUAACGAUGAGUAUUUUCAGGAGAGACGCGAUGCUGCUGGGAGACAAAGUUUGUCCUCUUUACAGAAGUGUACAGGAGCUAUGCGGGUGUUGGCGUAUGGGACAUCAUCCGAUGUCGUCGAGGAAUAUUUGCGGAUGAGUUCAACGGCGACAAGAGAUUCUCUAAUGCAUUUUGUUGAUGGUGUUAUUUCAUGUUUUGGUGCCACAUAUCUUAGAAGACCUACUGAACAAGAUAUGGCUAAACUUCUAUAUGUAGCAGAUCAACGUGGUUUCCCAGGCAUGAUAGGGAGUAUAGACUGCAUGCAUUGGCAGUGGAAAAAUUGUCCUAACGCAUGGGCUGGACAAUAUACAGGGAGAAAUGGAAAACCAAUGAUCAUUUUGGAAGCUGUGGCAUCAUACGACUUAUGGAUAUGGCAUGCAUUCUUUGGGACUCCAGGUUCGUGCAAUGAUAUUAAUGUACUCCAUCGGUCUCCUGUUUUUGAUGAUGUCUUAAAAGGUCGAGCACCAUAUGUUAAUUACGUAGUGAAUGGUCAUCAAUAUAAUAGGGCAUAUUAUCUUACUGAUGGCAUAUAUUCUGCAUGGGCUACAUUUGUCUAG